AUCGGGUGACAGCCCAUAUUUAUGAGCAAUAUAAAGUAGGCAUAAUGUCCAAUUCUAAUUACCAAAGAAAUGAAAGAAAUAUAACAUUAUGCUACUGUUUUAGUACUCUCUUGUCAUCUAUGAAGAUUAUGAUGGAAAAACACGACAUUUGUGUGCGGCAACCCUACCUUUUUCGUACAGCAAUAAACGUUUGAGAAUUGCAACAAAUUAAUAUUUAUCCAAAGAACUUAUGCAAGUCUACCAAAAUAUAUAAAAGCAUAUACGGAUAAAGCGGAAUGUGCAUUGUUUUUGGUAAAUAACUUUUACUUUUUAGAAAGACUCAUUUAAUUGCGAAUUAUGUCGUCCAUUAUAACGCGCAAGGAUGUCGAAAGCGUCGAUGCCGUCGAACAGCAACAGAAAGUGGCCAAAAAGCGCAGUGCGGAUGCAGGAAGCGUGGACGCGCCCAAGAAAUCACGUUUUGAUGUCAAGGAAAAAAAUGGCGCUCCUGCAAUCGAGAUGUCCUCAAAUGCUAAGCCGUCAGUGGGUAGUGAGCAGUUGGAUGCCGCUACUGCUGCAGCGCUCAGCUCUUCGCAAAUUAAAUUGAUGAUGGCCCACGCCCAGCGUGAGAUCGAAGAACGCAAGCGAGCAUUGAGUAAUCUGAGAGACAAAGAUCCACUGUUGGCUUCAGUGCCUCAAAUAGGCAUGCCGGUCGCACUAGCCACGCAGGCGCUAGCCAAGAAGCCCACGCCAGAGGAUGCAGAUAAGGCCAAAAAGAUCGCUGAACUUCAGGCGCAAAUCCGUGCCAAGCUUACGGGUAAUCUGGCAAAUCUUAUACAGCCUACAGCUGUAGCGGCAGCAGCUGCAGCAGCGGCUCAACAACAGGAACGGCCCAAACCCUUGAUAUUGGACGCGGAGGGACGCACUGUGGAUAAAAGUGGACGCACCAUCAAUAUACCGACAGUCACGCCAACGCUCAAAGCCAAUAUACGCGCAAAAAAGCGUGAGGGGUUCCAACGGCAGACACAUGGCAGUGAACGUGGAGGUCUUGGUGGCUCUGGAACUGCUGGUACGCUGGACGACGGUGUCAAGUAUUUUGAUGAGCGAAUUACACAAAAGCCCAUGGUGCGCAAUAAACGAACAUUGCGCUUUCAUGAACCGGGAAAAUUUCAGCAAUUGGCUGAACGCAUGCGGAUGAAGAGUCAGCUGGAGCGGCUACAAAAUGAAAUAUCGCAAAUAGCUCGGAAAACAGGCAUCUCUUCCGCUACAAAACUUGCUUUGAUUGCGCCCAAACAGGACAUGCCUGAUGAUGUGCCUGCUAUGGAGUGGUGGGAUUCGGUCAUUCUAACCCAAGAUUUGCAGACUGUAGAUGAGACAAGCGGUGAGAUAAGCAUUCGCCAAACGGCUAUUAGCAAUCUCAUUGAGCAUCCGACGCAAAUGAAACCGCCAAAUGAGCCCCUAAAACCUGUGUAUUUGCCCGUGUUCCUUACUAAAAAAGAGCGCAAGAAGUUACGGCGUCAGAAUCGGCGCGAGGCGUGGAAGGAGGAACAAGAAAAGAUACGUCUGGGUCUGGUUGCACCACCCGAACCAAAGUUGCGCAUUUCAAAUCUAAUGCGCGUUCUGGGCACAGAUGCAGUUCAAGAUCCCACCAAGAUUGAGGCCCAUGUACGCGAACAAAUGGCAAAGCGUCAAAAGGCUCACGAAGAUGCAAACAAUGCGCGCAAGCUGACCGCCGAGCAGAAGAGCGAAAAGAAAGUGCGGAAACUCAAGGAGGAUACCACUUGUGGUGUCCACGUUAGCGUCUAUCGCAUACGCGAUCUGCAGGAUAACCAGAGCAAAAAAUUCAAGGUAGAAACAAAUGCCAAACAGCUUCAGAUGACAGGUAGUGUGGCGCUCUUUCGUGAUUGUUGUGUUGUCGUCGUCGAGGGUGGACCCAAGCAACAAAAAAAGUACCGCCGACUCAUGCUACAUCGCAUCAAAUGGGAAGAGGACAUAGUCAAGGGCAACGAUGGUCAGGAUGUUCCCAACUCGUGUGUGCUCGUAUGGGAGGGCACAAGUCAACGGCGGCACUUUGGCGAAAUCAAAUUCAAAAUAUUUCCAAUGGAGAAAAUGGCGCGCGAAUUCUUUCAAAAACAUCAAGUGGAACACUAUUGGGAUUUGGCAUACUCUGGCGCUGUAUUGGAGGCCUCAACAGAUCAACAAUAAGGUGUACUGUUUUACAAGUAGAGGACUCUUGACAUUGAUAUAUCGAUAUACAAACAUAUGUACGUAUUUCAAAUUUUACAAAAAAACAAAAUUUGCAAAGCAAAUUGGAUAUCAAUCAUUGAAAUUUAACUCUGAAAAAGCACUAAAAUUUUUUGAGAUUUUCCUUUUGAAUCCAAAAUUUUAUACCAAUGAUGUGUAACUUUUUUACUCACAUUCAUUUGUAUGUCGAUGUUAACUCAAAUGUCAUUAGUCCUUGACGAAUUAUACGAAAUUUGUUAACAAA
This is a messenger RNA of Scaptodrosophila lebanonensis, 2464 nucleotides long. RefSeq names its product U4/U6 small nuclear ribonucleoprotein Prp3 (gene Prp3). The transcript is spliced from 3 exons. NCBI's taxonomy places the organism in Eukaryota, Metazoa, Arthropoda, Insecta, Diptera, Drosophilidae. Gene Ontology annotation, biological process: mRNA splicing, via spliceosome. The record is from RefSeq and is a predicted model, not a curated record. Gene Ontology annotation, cellular component: U4/U6 x U5 tri-snRNP complex. Bases 337 to 2181 code for a protein of 614 amino acids.